Messenger RNA from Toxotes jaculatrix (banded archerfish), 963 nucleotides. Its product is annotated as histone H1-like. Lineage: Eukaryota; Metazoa; Chordata; Actinopteri; Toxotidae. Bases 17 to 625 code for a protein of 202 amino acids. Gene Ontology annotation, molecular function: DNA binding; structural constituent of chromatin. Gene Ontology annotation, cellular component: nucleosome. Gene Ontology annotation, biological process: nucleosome assembly. The transcript has a single exon. The record is from RefSeq and is a predicted model, not a curated record.
AAGUUCAGAGAAAAUAAUGGCAGAAGUUGCUCCAGCUCCCGCUCCAGCCGCCGCGCCGGCUAAAGCAGCAAAGAAGAAGGUCUCCAAGCCGAAGAAGGCCGGCCCCAGCGUCGGCGAGCUGAUCGUUAAAACCGUGGCCGCAUCCAAAGAGCGCAGCGGCGUGUCAGCGGCCGCUCUCAAGAAGGCUCUGGCUGCCGGAGGCUACGAUGUGGAGAAGAACAAGGCCCGCGUUAAGACCGCCAUCAAGGCCCUGGUGGCUAAGGGCACUCUGGUCCAGACCAAGGGCACCGGCGCCUCCGGCUCCUUCAAGAUGAACAAGAAGGCUGAACCUAAGGUUAAGAAGCCGGUCAAGAAAGCCGCUCCUAAAGCCAAGAAGCCCGCCGCCAAGAAACCCGCAGCGGCCAAAAAGCCCAAGAAAGCGGCAGCCAAGAAGCCAGCAGCUGCUAAGAAAUCCCCCAAGAAGGUUAAGAAACCUGCCGCAGCCAAGAAAGUAGCCAAGAGCCCCAAGAAGGCUGCUAAGAGCCCCAAGAAGGUGGUCAAGAAGGCUCCUGCAGCCAAGAAAGCCCCCGCCAAGAAGGCAGCCAAACCCAAAGCUAAGAAGGCCGCAGCACCCAAGAAGAAGUGAACUGUUCUCACUCUCUAAAAUCCUGCUAAAAGGCUCUUUUAAGAGCCACACAUCUGUCCACGAAGAGCUGAUUCCUCCUGUAAUGGUUUUGUUUUUAAUUUGUAAUAUUGAUACUAAUAAUCUGUGAUGAUAGCAGUCAAUUUCCAGAAAUAAUUCUCUAUUGCUUUAAUAAGGGAGAGUAACAGAGCUACAGAAAAUAAUGAUUGCCACUUUUGCAAAGGCAAGAACAGAAAAAGACAGUGGUUGGUAGACAAAAACCAGACAUAGACUUCACAUGAUGAGGUGAAAGCAAAGAAACCUUCAAGUGCAACACAUUUGUGUGAAAAUCACUAUUUUCA